This is a messenger RNA of Hippocampus zosterae (dwarf seahorse), 3732 nucleotides long. RefSeq names its product complexin-2-like. Lineage: Eukaryota; Metazoa; Chordata; Actinopteri; Syngnathiformes; Syngnathidae. The record is from RefSeq and is a predicted model, not a curated record. Bases 341 to 742 code for a protein of 133 amino acids. The transcript is spliced from 4 exons. Gene Ontology annotation, biological process: synaptic vesicle exocytosis; neurotransmitter transport; regulation of neurotransmitter secretion. Gene Ontology annotation, molecular function: syntaxin binding. Gene Ontology annotation, cellular component: terminal bouton; SNARE complex.
GUGGGGUCGUUAGCGGGACGUUUUCCUCCUCUGCUUCACUCUCUCCAUCCUGUCACGGCGUGAGCCUCAUCCUCCACGAUACACCACCACCACCACCACCACCACCUCCUCCUCCUCCUCGCUCUCCGCUCGUGCAGGCAACCGCAAGGACGUCCUCCUCCUCUUUCUCUCCCUUCUUCUUCCAGUGCAGACGAUGCGAGCAACGAGCUGCUAGGACAACUUCUUCUCUUCUUCCUCUUCUUUUCCUUGCGAAUCGCAGAUCUCGGGGACUUCUACUCAUCUACCACCUUUGAAUGUGACAUUGCUCUGACCAGCCAGGGAAUAAAAAGCCAUCACCAGCAUGAAUUUCGUUAUGAAACAAGCGUUGGGAGGGGCCACCAAAGACAUGGGCAAGAUGCUGGGUGGCGAGGAGGAGAAAGACCCUGAUGCCCAGAAGAAGGAGGAGGAGAGGCAAGAAGCACUGAGGCAACAAGAGGAAGAACGGAAAGCCAAGUAUGCCAAAAUGGAGGCAGAGAGGGAAAACAUCCGACAGGGCAUCAGGGACAAGUACGGCAUCAAGAAGAAAGAAGAGAAGGAGGCGGAGGCAGCGGCCGCCAUGGAGCAGGCCUCAGAGGGCAGCCUAACCCGCCCCAAGAAGGCGGUGCCCACCGGCUGUGGAGAAGAGGAGGAGGAGGAGAGCAUCGUGGACACGGUGAUGAAGUUUAUCCCGGCACCACUCAUGGAUAUGUUCAACAAGAAGUAACGUCGCCUCGCUUACGACCACCUCCUCCACCCUUCCUCCCUCCUCACACCCUGCUUUUCUUCCACUGCUGUGACAUGAUGUAAUGUUGGUCACAAAAUGGCUAAUUUUAUGUCCUGUCUGCCACUUAUUAAUUUGUGAAAAUAGACAUCAUUAUCACCCCCAUUAUGCCCACUUUAAUUUGUAAAUAGUCUGGUGAUACAUGACAAAUAAUUCUAUAUAUAAUAUAAAAAUAUGUAUAUGAAAUAUAACAAGAUGGAUAGAUGAGUACAAGCCAUAUUUUUAACUUUGAGGAAUAUAUCCAAAUCAUUUUUUGGUUCUUUUAUGUUAAGAUUUGAUACAUGUAUUGCAGGGGGUGGGGGGGGGGGGGGUCCUCGCUGUGACGUAUCAAUGAAGUGAUUGAUUGUUUCCAUUUUGUUUUUGUUUGUUUUUUCAUCCUUGGCAUGCAGUGAGAUGUUGUGACGUGACGUCGCCACUGGGCGAAAUAUUUAAGGCAAUAACCACUUUUUUUUUUUUAAUUGACUCUGUGUCAAAUGUUCUUCCACAUCCGCGGGGGAGCGGGGCUUAAAGAAAAUCCUCAAAAUGGCGCAAAGUUUGUCUCCAACCGGUAGAUGACUGUCAUCAUCCUGUGGCUCCCGAAUUUUUGCAAACACAUGAUUGUAAAAAUAAAUGCAAAUGUAGAAGACGCUUCAAAAACAGCAGACGGUUGCAAACGCCGAAAAUAUCAUUCCUCACGCACUCGUCCCAUGUCUAUUUUUACAGUGUGGCGGAAUUGGCAAAGACAGACAAUCUUCGAUGUUGCAUGUUUGACCGAAGAUGCAGGCUCCUCCAUUUUUUUUAAACAUAAAAAGUUACAAUUACACAUUGAGUUGUUUAAAGUGGGUAUAUAGUUUUGGGAAAAUAGACAAAUAGUGUGCAGUCAUCAGAUGCCUUGUCCUCGUAACUGGCAAUGAUAGUUCUCUUUUGCGUGUUUCCAUGACUGUGUUUUGCUUUAAGACGCAGGACUUUGUUUUUCAUAGUGUAGAAAUUUAACAACAUACAUUCAUGAAGUGUGUACAGGCUGCCUAGCAUUUUCAUCGUAAUGUUAUCAAUCUGUGGAAACUGUAAAAAUGGUGCAUCAAUUUGGAUGGUUGUGUUUUUGUUAAAAAUAUUCAAAGUUAGCCUCAUUGUUCACCACAACAAAAAGCCCCACUUAAGUUUGUGGCAUUAAAAAUUGAUGCGCAAAGUCAUAUUUUAGUGUUAAUCAAAGUUGCUGUCACUUGAAGAUGCAAAACUAACAUAUACAAAUCUAAUGUCACAAAUUCUUGGGUUUUUUUAAAGCGAGUUUAGUUUUUGCAUCGUAACAUCCACAAAUGUAUCAAUGGCGCUAACAGUAGCUGUAAAGCAAUGAUGAUUGCUAUUGCGCGUUUUAAUGUUAGCAUGUCACUUGAAGAUACCCAGCCGUCAAUUUUUGUGUCACCUCGUAUAAAAACCCAACAUAAAUUGUUUAAAUCUGAUAUGUAGUUAUCACAACAUUAUUGUUCAUUGGAAAACAAAAUCACACAAAAAGUUGAAGGGUCAUCAAAUGUAGAUCAGAUUGUUGAUCGGGAAAAAUGUAGUUUGUCAGAUAUGGAGAUGUUUUUUGUUUUUUGUUUCUUUUGUUAUCCGUGACUUUUGGAAACAUUCCAGCUAUUUCAGACAUUAGUGCUAAGACUGCCUCAUUUUUAGCCACAUACAAGAAAAAGAGAGACUGGCACAUAAAGUUGGAGUGUUGUCGGGACUUUUUGUUUUUUCAUUUUUUCAUCUCCAUCACUGCCACGAGUCUUUCAAAACAUUCCAGCUCUUUCAGACAUUCUGCGAACUUAUCCUCGUAGUUGGCCAAAAGCGACUCAACCGUUACCUAUAAAAAGCAGGCAAUUCCACAAUUUGACUGUGACCUUGAGCCAUUAUUUUUGCAUUGAAUCUGAGCAACAAUUUGGCUGGUGUGUGACAAAUCAUAGAAAUUAGAUCAGUAUGUCAGAUUCACGUACCUACUGAAUGUUGCAUAUUCUUGCUACUUUCAGUCAGCUAAAAACAGAAUUGUGUUGAACUUGAGCAUCCAGUGAGUUCAGUGUGCUGGUAAACUGCCCCUGCAGCCUUCAUUCGGAGCGCUAGCAGCUAACUUGCGACCAAAACCGCACAUCCGCAAACAGCGUUAUCCAGUCAAACCAAAGAACGACGCUCAUCGUAGUAGUAGAUAGCAGUAGUAGACAACGUGUUUUUUUCCCUGCAUAUCUCAGGUGUUAUUGCUUGUAACUUUGCUAGCCUUCUUCUACUAGCCUCAUUAGCCUAGUUUGCUAACAUCGCCAAAGGCCUUGAAAUCCUGCACAGUCGUCGUUUACAGCCAAUUGACUUCUAUCAAGCUUCGAGUACUUCUCCCUGACCAAUUUGUUCGAUUUGCUGAGCUUUCACACUCUCAUGAUAUCGUCGUUUAUUACUUCGCUUGCCAUAGCUAACGGACCACUGCCACUCAAAAUCCGCUCAUUAAUCAUCAUAAUAAGUAAGUCUGAAGAAACCACUUGAUACUCAACCUACUCUUUGAUGUAACUUGAAUGUAAACGUCUGAUGUACAAUGUUGUCUGUGUUCUUGGAUGCUUAAGUUAGCGUGCUAAUCUUUUGUGUUUUGUGUUUGUGUGCUGGUGAUUGUUUUUCCUUUUUCAUUUUUUUAAUAUAUAUAUUUUUUUGAAGUGCAUAUUUUAAGUAUUUUCUACUGCAAAGUUUUCUCACCCUCCUUCCACUUCUUCCUGGACAUCUGCAUGCUCUGUGGUGUGCGAUGGUAUGACUAUAACGUGCUUUUGAUGUGUCUUGUUGUGUGUUUUUAACCCGCCUUCCCCAUCACGCCACUGUGUUAGUCUCACUUGCAUGCCCUCUAAAGACAGAUAUUUUAGUCUGGAAACCUUCGUGCAAAACAAAAAAAAAGACAAGAAAAUUUUGAAAUCACGGUACAUGAGAAUAAAGUGAUUUCAUACAACCUU